GGAGUCCAGUCCACAAUGAUCUGCAGUGAUUCCAGACUUGAUACAUUUAUCUUAUUAGAAAUUAUCUAAUUUUAAUUUCUUCAUUAUUUUCUUUUUCAACAAAGAGAUUAGUUUGCCUCCUCAAAAUGGAUAAAUUCCGGAUGAUGUUCCAGUUCCUGCAGUCCAACCAGGAGUCGUUUAUGAACGGGAUCUGUGGCAUCAUGGCCCUGGCCAGUGCGCAGCUGUACUCUGUGUUUGAGUUCAGCUGCCCCUGUAUGCCCGAGUAUAACUAUGCCUACAGCAUGGGGCUACUGUUCGUGCCGCCCUUAUGGUUCUUUCUACUGGGUUUUGUGAUGAAUAAUAAUGUGUCUGUGCUGGCGGAGGAGUGGAGGAGGCCCACGGGCAGCCGGAGGAAGGACCCCACCAUCCUGCGCUACAUGUUCUGCUCCAUCACACAGAGGUCCCUGAUCGCGCCCGCGGUCUGGUUUUCAGUCACACUUAUGCACGGGAGGAGUUUCCUUUGUGCAUUUAGUACCAGCAUCGAUAUCGACAGACUGGGGAACUUCAGUGUGUUCAGAGGGAUGUCCGAAGAAGAGCGAAUAAAACUUCUGGCCAGGAUCCCGUGUGAUGACGAUGUGUAUUUUGAGCAACAUAAGGAAAUCAGAAUGGUGGCGACACGGUACAUGAAGUGCAUUUCACAGGCCUGUGGGUGGAUGCUUCUGCUCAUGAUGACCUUUACGGCCUUCUUGAUCCGGGGCAUCCGACCAUGCUUCACCCAGGCGGCUUUCCUCAAGACUAAAUACUGGUCUCACUACAUCGACAUUGAGCGAAAGAUGUUUGACGAGACCUGUAAGGAGCAUGCCAAAAGUUUUGCUAAAGUUUGUAUUCACCAGUAUUUUGAAAGCAUCAGUGGAGAGAUGCGCAGCUUCCACCACAACCGCAUGUAUGGGAGGGAUGAUGAUGACAAUGCACAGAAUGUCGAUGAUGAAGAAAAACUUCUGGGUAUCAGAGCUCAGGAAGAUAUGAAUAAAGUUUUGUGGAAUUGGCAUACUAGUAAACCAGCGCUGGCUCUCCGAAAGGACAAAAUGGAUGCCCAAAGCAAUGGACGAGUGAAUGACUAUGCAAAUGGUGGAGCAAAUGGCUUUUUGAACGGACACACCCCUGAUGUGGAGAAGAAAGAAUGGGCUGUGUAUUACAGCAAGGUUUGAGAGACGACAAAGAGACUACCCUUUAUUUGCCAAACAAUUACAGAUUGGAGGACAGAGGUAGCAAGGGAGGGCUGAGGGAGAGGAGAGUUGCGAGGCAAAACGGCUGGUCACAUGAGCACAGAUCUGUUUACAAACCCAGAGCAGAGC
Periophthalmus magnuspinnatus is the source of this 1334-nucleotide messenger RNA. RefSeq names its product calcium homeostasis modulator protein 1 (gene calhm1b). NCBI's taxonomy places the organism in Eukaryota, Metazoa, Chordata, Actinopteri, Gobiiformes, Gobiidae. Gene Ontology annotation, molecular function: monoatomic cation channel activity. The transcript has 4 exons. The record is from RefSeq and is a predicted model, not a curated record. Bases 126 to 1187 code for a protein of 353 amino acids.